UCCUCUCCCCAAUUUCCCUUCCUUGCUUUUCUCCUCUCCCUCCACUACCCCCUCCUCCUUCCGUUUUUCCUGCUUCUUCCUCCUCCCUCCCCUUUUCUCCUUCUCCACCUCGGGAUCCUUCUCCCUCCCCAGAGAAUAGAGUGGCCAGUUCCUUUAGAGAGCUACCCGCCUGCCUGCCUGCCUGCCUGCCUGCCUUCCCUCUGCCCACCUACUAUGAGAAGCGGCUCCUCCCACCUGCCCAUAAAAGCCAAGUGCUUGUUACCAGCAGCUGAUCAGAGAGCUUUUUCACAGUCCUCUUCUGUUGGGAGCCACUGUUCUUCUCUCCUUGGAUCUUAAAGAUUCCAGGUAAGACAAUACCUCUUCAGGCAUCUGACUCUCCAGGACACAGCAACCCCCAAGGAGGGCUGAUUUGAAACAAAACAAGAGAAGCUGUUCCUUCUGUUACCAGAUACCAAAACCAGACCUGCUAUAAGUCAAAAGCAACUUCACUGAGCUGUGAUUCUUCCAUCUCCCAGAGUCUAAAUGUGAUGGCUGUUCCCCUGACCCCUCUUCAGCUACUGGAAGUGGUGAUCCUCAUUUAUCUCAGUUUCAUCAGGUCCAUUCAUGGAGGUGCCUAUUAUGGGAUCAAACAGCUUCCACCUCAAAUCCCACCUCAGAUACCCCAAUACCAGGCCCUGGGACAACAAGUACCUCACAUGCCUUUGGGCAAAGAUGGCCUUCCCAUGGGUAAGGAGAUGCCCCACAUGCAGUAUGGCAAAGAAUACCCACACCUACCCCAGUAUAUGAAGGAAAUUCCACAGGUGCCCAGGAUGGGCAAGGAGGCAGCUCCCAAGAAAAGCAAAGAAAUCCCCUUAGCCAGCUUAAGAGGAGAGCAAGGUCCCCGUGGAGAACCUGGCCCAAGAGGACCCCCUGGACCCCCAGGUCUACCAGGCCAUGGGAUACCAGGAACCAAAGGAAAACCAGGCCCCCAAGGCUACCCUGGCAUUGGCAAACCAGGCAUGCCUGGAAUGCCUGGAAAGCCUGGAGGCAUGGGCAUGCCUGGAGCAAAAGGUGAAGCUGGACCCAAGGGGGAGAUUGGACCUAUGGGCCUGCCUGGGCCUCAGGGCCCCCCAGGGCCUCACGGACUCCCUGGCAUUGGAAAGCCGGGUGGCCCAGGGUUCCCAGGACAACAAGGACCCAAGGGCGAGCCGGGCCCCAAAGGACAGCCAGGGCCUCCAGGUCUCCAAGGGCCCAAAGGAGACAAGGGCUUUGGGAUGCCAGGUCUGCCAGGACUAAAGGGUCCUCCAGGAAUGCACGGACCUCCUGGGCCUGUGGGACUGCCAGGAGUAGGCAAACCAGGAGUGACAGGAUUUCCAGGGCCGCAGGGUCCUCUCGGUAAACCAGGCCUACAAGGUGAACCAGGCCCGCGGGGCCCCAUAGGCGUACCUGGGAUUCAAGGCCCACCUGGCGUGCCUGGAGUUGGAAAGCCAGGUCAGGAUGGCAUCCCUGGACGCCCUGGAUUUCCUGGUGGCAAAGGGGAACAAGGACUACCUGGGGUGCCAGGACCCCCUGGCCUUCCAGGGGUCGGGAAGCCAGGUUUCCCAGGGCCUAAGGGUGAUCGAGGUAUGGGGGGUCUUCCUGGAGCUCUUGGACCUCAAGGAGAGAAGGGCCCCAUAGGUGCACCCGGAAUGGGAGGGCCCCCAGGGGAACCAGGCCUGCCUGGAAUUCCAGGUCCCAUGGGACCUCCAGGUGCUAUUGGCUUUCCAGGGCCCAAAGGAGAAGGUGGAGCUGUGGGGCCACAAGGACCAUUGGGUCCCAAAGGUGAGCCAGGGUUACAGGGUUUCCCAGGGAAACCAGGUUUCCUUGGUGAAGUAGGACCCCCGGGCAUGAGAGGUUUGCCAGGUCCAAUUGGGCCCAAAGGGGAGGCUGGGCAUAAAGGUUUACCAGGUAUCCCCGGAGCCCCAGGGCUUAUUGGACCCAAAGGGGAACCAGGAAUUCCAGGUGAUCAGGGUUUACAAGGCCCAUCUGGAAUUCCAGGAAUUGGGGGGCCAAGUGGUCCAAUUGGCCCUCCUGGACUCCCAGGUCCUAAAGGAGAACCAGGUCUACCAGGUCCUCCUGGGUUCCCUGGGGUAGGAAAACCUGGAGUAGCAGGACUCCAUGGACCCCCAGGGAAACCUGGGGCUCUUGGUCCUCAAGGCCAGCCGGGCCUUCCAGGACCCCCAGGACCUCCAGGUCCCCCAGGUCCCCCAGCUGUGAUGCCUCCCACACCACCAGCCCAUGGAGAAUAUUUGCCAGAAAUGGGGCCAGGGAUUGAUGGAAUAAAAACUCCACAUGCUUAUGGAGGCAAAAAGGGCAAAAACGGAGGAGUAGCUUAUGAGAUGCCUGCCUUUACAGCCGAGUUGACCACGCCCUUCCCACCAGUGGGGGCCCCAGUAAAGUUUGACAAACUGCUCUACAACGGCAGACAGAACUACAACCCACAGACCGGCAUCUUCACCUGCGAAGUCCCUGGUGUCUACUACUUUGCAUACCAUGUCCACUGCAAAGGAGGAAAUGUAUGGGUGGCUUUGUUCAAAAACAAUGACCCUAUGAUGUACACAUAUGAUGAAUACAAAAAGGGCUUUUUGGAUCAGGCCUCAGGGAGUGCUGUGCUACAGCUUAGACCAGGAGACCGGGUUUUUCUCCAGAUGCCCUCAGAGCAAGCUGCAGGACUAUACGCCGGACAAUAUGUCCAUUCCUCUUUUUCAGGAUAUUUAUUAUAUCCCAUGUAAAUUUGUUUUUAAGUAAGAAAAAUGCAAGGAAACAAAAAGACAGCAAAAGAAAAAAAUGAAGUGACAGAAACAAACUAAACACAAAACAUCUAAUUGCUUCAAAGUGUUUAUACUGUUGAAAAGUUAUAUUUAAAUGGAAGUUUGGACCAUCAUAUAAAAAAAAAAGUCAAAAAACAAUAAAAAUGCAAGUUUAAUGUUCUGCAGAGCUUGUUAUUAAAAUGACAGGAAGAAUCUAUGUAUCACAUUUCUAACAGAUGUUCUGUACCCACUGAAUCAUAUUAGCAAAUAUACAUUAUACAUUUCCACAAUACCGUGCUUUCUAAAGUUGUCAAAAUAUUUCAUUAUGAAGGAUCAUAGCUAACGCAAGUCAUUCAUUCAUAUUGUUUACUUCAAAGUACACAAGAAUAACUCUUAAAGAAGCAUCAAUGACCAAAAAUAAUAAUAAUCACAUACCAUAUUUACUUGCAUCAUUUACCCCAUAUUUUCACAAUAAUUUUACUAGUGAAACACAGGAAGGGGGCAAUUAUGUAGUAAUACUACCUUUGCAAAAGUAAUCUGAGGUAAUGUACAGCAUCCAAAGGAUAGCUCCCUUCCGACCAGCUGCUGGGGUUUUGGCAUCAGGAUUCUUACUUGGCACAGGGUUGUCACUCAGUGGGAGCCACUGAAUCUACUAAUCAACAAGUAUUUAUUGAGUACCAGAAGAUAUUGAGAUGAUGUACCAAGAAGGGCCCUGGAGGACACAAAAGGAUAAGUUAUGAACUGUAUCUUCAAGAUGCUUACAAUCUUGCUGGGAAAUGAGAAUAGUGGUUAACCUGUUUAUUCCUGAAAUAUUUGUUUUCCCUAAAGCUUCUUUCAUAUGCUUUGGUUCUUAUUAUUUUUUACUAGUUCUAAUUAGACCAAAAAAAAAAAAUCUUGAAGUUAUUUGGGAAGAAAAGAGAUUGGAGUCAAUGAAAUAAGUGCUCCCCACCCUCAGUGGGGGAUUCAGAUUUUGUAUGAUAUUCAUUACUAAUAGCAGGCAUCAAUUGUAAAUUAAAUGUAUAUUUAUAAAAAAAAUAAUAUAGCCACUGUGAAGCCAUAGUCAGAGAGAAGACAAACUAUAAUUUCUCAAUCACUUUUCAAUGUCAAAGGGACUUUCUUGCCUAGCAAUAACUAUGAAAAAUUAAUUCAAACUAUUUUAAGGUUGCAAAGUAAUUUUUUUAAAAAAACAGGUUAAAACAAACCUUCAGAAUUCUAUGGGAAAAUAAACCUUUAUUUGAAAAUCAAUCUCUGGAAUUUGAAAGUAAGAUCACUUAUGGUUUUCUAAUGUAUAUGAUGAAAAAUGAUAUCAAGAACUGUUAAAGAAAUAAAUUGCUGAAGACACAAUUAUAAUUUCAGAGGACAGUAACAUCAUAUGAUUUUCAUGCUGCCCCAUAUAUUAAAAGAAAUGGCAUGAUAAAAGUUUACUACACACUGAAGAUAUGCAUUUUCAUCUCUAUAUUUAAUUGUGUGCUUGCAAGACAGUGUGACAAAGUAGACAGAUGUCCUAGAAUUUAGGAAGACGUGGAUUCAAGUUUUGUUUCACACACACACACACACACACACACAC
This is a messenger RNA of Antechinus flavipes (yellow-footed antechinus), 4335 nucleotides long. It is a transcript of the gene COL8A1, whose product is annotated as collagen type VIII alpha 1 chain. The record is from RefSeq and is a predicted model, not a curated record. The transcript has 4 exons. The coding region runs from base 528 to 2750 and encodes 740 amino acids. Gene Ontology annotation, molecular function: protein binding. Lineage: Eukaryota; Metazoa; Chordata; Mammalia; Dasyuromorphia; Dasyuridae.